GCCAAAAAAUUGCAGACCCACUCGAUUUUGUACUGUAGAAAAAAGAUUAUAGGAGACACUCCAUAAGCAUCAGGAAUCUCCCAGAUAAUCCCUGGUAGGCCGACCUGGGCACUAGGGAAUUCCAGGGACCCCAUGACACAGAAAUUCGUCCGAUGAAAUGUUGUGAGACAGAAAAAUGGAGCGAGAUAAUACUGCGAACUGGGAGUUCUACAUGGGACUCUUCCUCGCUGUCAGCUCCAACGUGUUUAUAGGUGUGAGCUUUAUAAUUAAAAAAAGUGCCCUAGUGAAUCUCCAGAAAUAUGGACUCAGGGCUGGAGCUGGGGGUCAUGGAUACCUCAGACAGUGGAUGUGGUGGGCUGGGCUGUUGUCAAUGGGCGUAGGAGAGGCUGCCAAUUUUGUUGCUUAUGCCUUUGCUCCAGCAUCGAUUGUUACCCCUCUGGGAGUCCUCAGCAUUGUAAUCACGGCGAUACUCUCCCCCAGGUACCUCCACGAGAAACUCAAUUUAUUAGGGAAGUUGGGCUGUUUCUUGUCCAUCGUGGGAUCCACCAUAAUAGUAAUUCACGCCCCAAAAACUGAAGAGAUUGCCACUGUCGAGGACUUAGUCUACAGGCUUCAGCACUCUGGCUUCACCACCUACAUCAUCUUCGUGAUACUCCUCAGCAUAUUUAUCAUAUUUCACGUAGGUCCACGGUACGGCAAGGACAACGUGACGAUUUACGUGUUCCUCUGCUCCAUCAUAGGCUCCCUCACAGUGAUGAGCAGUAAAAUCCUGGGGCUCUCCAUCAAGGAGACACUCUACACCGAGAAUAACCGAAUGGAGUACUGGCUCACGUGGGUGUCCCUCUUCUCCAUAAUCUUCUGUGUGAUGGUCCAGAUGAACUACUUGAACAAGGCCCUGGAUCUCUUCAACACAGCCAUCGUCACUCCAGUGUAUUACGUCUUCUUCACGACCUUCGUCAUAAUCGCGUCUGCGAUACUGUUCGAGGAAUGGGAGUUCAUGACCUAUGAGAAUAUUCUGGGAUCUCUCUGCGGAUUUUUCGUGAUCGUCACGGCAAUUUUCCUGAUGAAUGCCUUUAAAGAUCUGAAUAUCAACUACUGUGACUUGAAGAAUUUAUCUCUACCGACAACUGGAAGCAGGAGGAACCUUCAGAGGUACAAUUUAUGCGAUGAGGAAGAACAAAUACCUGUGGAUGAGGACAUCGAGAAUGGAAGGAGUUACUUAAACACUUGACGAAAGAAGAACAAUAAACGAAAAAUGAAUUCGUUAUUAUGAUUUUAUUUUAUGAGACUUUUGUGAUUGAUGUUUUUAUGGGGUGAAUAGCUCAGUUGCUGAUGGAGAGUUUUUUAAGCUUGGCAGCAUUUUUUAAAAUAUUUUUAGCAAAUUUUUGUGAAAUGUUGGAAUUUUUCGAGGAUGUGAAUGGAUUUUUUUUAUUAUUCAGCAACUGUAAUAAACUGUUCACUCAUUCUCGAUAUUAAUUCAUUAUUGUAAUUCUUAUUCAUCACGUAAUGAUGGCUGUGAUUUGCAUCUACUUGUUUAUACAAUACAAUACACUUUUUUAUUCAAAUAAAAA
Molecule: messenger RNA, 1571 nt
Organism: Diachasmimorpha longicaudata
Lineage: Eukaryota; Metazoa; Arthropoda; Insecta; Hymenoptera; Braconidae
Gene: spict
Product: magnesium transporter NIPA2
Exons: 5
Coding region: 176-1231 (351 amino acids)
Biological process (GO): magnesium ion transport
Cellular component (GO): membrane
Molecular function (GO): magnesium ion transmembrane transporter activity
Source: RefSeq, a predicted model, not a curated record